Molecule: messenger RNA, 752 nt
Organism: Paraphaeosphaeria sporulosa
Lineage: Eukaryota; Fungi; Ascomycota; Dothideomycetes; Pleosporales; Didymosphaeriaceae
Exons: 1
Coding region: 304-696 (130 amino acids)
Source: RefSeq, a predicted model, not a curated record
CAAAAAUACAGCGGCCCACCCCGAUAUCACGUGAGGCUAAGCUUUCCAAGGGUCAAGGUCCCGUCAUGGCUACCUGGCUACGAACAUGGUCCAUCAUCGAAUCCUUCUUUGGAUAUCGAUGCUGCUCUUUCGUGUUUCGCCCCGCUGCGAUGCAGGCCAUCCUGCCGGCCGUGAGGCCACUUGACGAACGCCUACGCACGGGAAAAGAAACGGGCUGCACACCACCGGUGGACUAAUGCCGCGCUCGAGCUUUGCUGUCGCAGCGCUGGACGACAGCACCCAUCAAGUACGAGGGUGUGCAGGAUGCCGACCAAUGCCGUGAGCCUGCACGACGCGCAUGUGCCUGGACAAGCGACCGUCUCCUCGGCUGUCUUACUUUGCGACGUCUGGCUGCUGUCACUUGCCUUCCGCUUUCAGAUGACACCCGCCUGUCAGGCCACGAGCGGCUCUGCACAGCACGAUGCUAACUUUGCUCUAGGAGAACCUUCACGCCGACAGCACAUGAUUGCCAGGCUCAACAAGUCUCAGGCUCCCUUGUUGCUUGGUCUGAAAGCAGCGGUUGAGGCUGGAGACCCGCGCAACUCGGCAUAUUCUGCGCUUUGCCAUUGGGAGCCUAGAGCGGUGUGGCACAGCUGGACCUCCGAAGACCACACCAGCGAGAAACCUUCUCUUUUCCGCUCCGCCCUCGCCCUGUGACAAGAGACCGGGUUUGGGCGAAUCGCAGUCGUGUUCUCCCUUUGCAGAAUCUCCGC